This is a messenger RNA of Zingiber officinale, 516 nucleotides long. RefSeq lists its product as uncharacterized. Bases 73 to 303 code for a protein of 76 amino acids. Lineage: Eukaryota; Viridiplantae; Streptophyta; Magnoliopsida; Zingiberales; Zingiberaceae. The transcript has 2 exons. The record is from RefSeq and is a predicted model, not a curated record.
AAUACAUCCUCCGAACUCGAACCUUCUCGGUCUUAUGCAAGAAGCAUCGCGUCGCAUCCAUUGGCAAGAGGGAUGGCGAUAGAUCGGAGGACAGACAAGCUGAUCCGCCGCACCGCCAUGGUCGGCACCGCCACCGCCGCCUACCUCCUCCUCACCGCCGACUAUGGCCCCCAAGACAACGCUCUUCUCCCCAUCAAGCGGGCUAUUGAGUUAGCAGAGUCGUCUUUCAAGAGAUACAUCUUUGGUUCCGGAAGAAUUCAAGAGAGCGCAGAGGAAGAUCCCAAUAAUGAAAAAUCUAAAUAGUGAUCUCAUAUCUAAUGCGCAAUGGAUAAGGUGCUUAAUAUAAAUGGCUGCAAAAGAUACUUCUUCUCAAUGCACUGUGAAUACGUCAGGAGUCUGGAGUCGUUCGUACUGCUUCAAAUGUAAUAGAAACAAUUAAUGGGCAUUGUUAAUAAGAUACAAGAUAAAAAUUAAUGGUACUUUUUAACAUGUUUUUAAAGACAUUUUGUUGUUAAA